Molecule: messenger RNA, 150 nt
Organism: Staurois parvus
Lineage: Eukaryota; Metazoa; Chordata; Amphibia; Anura; Ranidae
Source: the annotation of a GenBank genome assembly
AUGUGGAGGUGGAAGACACAUCCCCCAAUCACUGCACCAGCUUCAAGGUUGUCGUGCUGUCACCUCUGUUUGAAGGAAAACCUCUGCUGCAGAGACACAGCUUUCAGCACCCACAGAGCAGUUGUGCCAAUGUGGACGGCAGAGUUUUGA